GGCCUUGGCUGCUUUCAAUAGGAUGUUUGAAUUGUGAAAUAGUGAUAGGUUGUACUGCUUUUAGCAAAAGCUUAAAUACUCACAGGUCUGAGACUUAGCUUUAGAGUGAAUGGGAAUUCAUGUUUAGGCAUAUAGAACACAGUAUGUGAUUUUGAUUGUUUUUGGUUCUUACUAUAAAUUGAAUCUCUGUCUCAGGAACAUAUACUUUGUAUGAAUGAAGGAACAAAUUAAUUACUUAAUGCAUACAAAUUUGCCCACCAAAUUAGACUACUUUCUUGCUUAUUUGGCCUAUAUAGGUUUGUUUUUUGUUAUUGUAGUAAAUGUAAUUUCGCACUUAUAUAACUUCUCAACGCUUCAAACCUUGACCGUUUUUCUUAUUUUUUUCUUUCUCCUUAUAGAUCCAUCAUGAAGUUUGUGGCUCUAGUUCUAGCCGUUCUGCUGGCUGCAGGUUGCCAGGCACGAUUCCUGCAGGCUGACGCUCCAUCUCAGUAUGAGCACAUUAGAGCUUCGGUGGUGACCUACCUUGGCCAGGUUAAGGACACAGCACAGAAAGCUAUUGCCCAUCUCGAUGAUGCUGAGUUCAAGGAUUACAAGGCACGCCUCACUCAGGGCCUGGACAACAUCGAGACUGUGCUCAAGUCUGCCUCUGAAUCCCUUGCCCCAGUCCGUGAGGGGCUCGGACCCCAGAUUGUUGAUGCCCUUUCUGGUGUUCGUGAGAGGGUUUCCCAUGAUCUGGAGGAACUGCGCAAGGAGCUGGAGCCUAAGCGUGAGGAGCUGCGCCAGGUUGUGAAGAAACAUCUUGAUGAGUACCGCGAGAAGCUGGAACCUGUGCUGAAGGAGUACUCUGAGAAGAACCGCAAGCAGGUUGAAGAGUUCAAGGCCAAGUUUGAGCCUGUAAUCAAGGAGCUGCAGGAGAAGAUCCAGGUUAAUGUGGAGGAGACCAAGUCCAAGCUGACCCCCAUUGUGGAAACCAUUCGCAACAAGUUGACCAAGGGCCUUGAAGAGCUGAAGACCACAUUUGGACCCCAUGCCCAGGAGUACAGGGAGCAAAUUGAAGGUGUCUUUACUGAACUGCGCCACAAGUAUGAAUCUGGGGAGCUGCAGGAGAAGCUCAAGAAUUUGGGUGAUGAGCUUAGGCCCCAGCUGCAGGGUAUCUACAACACCAUUGAGAAGGCUAUCAAGGCAUAAACGCUCUCCUUCAAUUUUUUUUUUUGCCCACAGUGCAGUCUUAAAGGCUUAAAUCUUUAUUUCCCUACAUUGUUAUCAUCAGCUGGACCAGUAAGGCCUGAAAUCACACAGAGUCUCUUCAAGACUUCUGCACUUUCCAUUCACCACAUGGGUUGAUGCAAAAGCUAGAGCUAUGCUUUCUGUCUUACAACAUGUCAUUCCAUUGAAUCUGCUGAAUGAAGCACAUGCUAAAGUAAACAUUUUUGUGUAGCAUUGUUAAAUGCUUGAAGUAAUGUUUUGCUGUGCUUCUAUUUUGUCAAAAACUGCUAAAAGAAUAGCUCAAUAAAAUAAAACGUUUCA
Ictalurus furcatus (blue catfish) is the source of this 1527-nucleotide messenger RNA. Its product is annotated as apolipoprotein A-I-2-like. Gene Ontology annotation, biological process: lipoprotein metabolic process; lipid transport. Bases 406 to 1188 code for a protein of 260 amino acids. Gene Ontology annotation, cellular component: extracellular region. Lineage: Eukaryota; Metazoa; Chordata; Actinopteri; Siluriformes; Ictaluridae. Gene Ontology annotation, molecular function: lipid binding. The transcript has 3 exons. The record is from RefSeq and is a predicted model, not a curated record.